AUGUACAACGAAAGUCACAGUGCCUUUGAUUGUGAUUGGGCAAACGGGUUCACGGACAUAAUAUACUGCGUAUUAACCCACUUGUUCGACGCAUCAGCGAAGUCCCCACAAGGUCUGCUUUUUGGUUCAUCCUACCAUUUGGGUAACUUUGACGAGUGUAUGGAUAUAAAUGAACCAGGAGAUGGGUUGACUGUUGAGGGACAAUACUGCCUUGCGACUAUUAAAUGGAGGGAAGGAGAGGAAACCAAAAAGAUCCGCACUGGUCGUGGUGAGAGUCUACGUUGGGCAGUCUGUGUACCAAGUGUAUGCGAUGCGCGAUCAGUCGAGCGAUUUGUUGGCGGUGUUUUGAAACAUUCCGUUGGAAAUACAACUAGAGUCGAAGUCAUUGAUAAGGAUUGCUAUACACGAAGACCGUUGAGUGUUAAUAAGCUUGAUAUUACAUUUAUUGUUAUCAUUGUUUUUUUUGGCGUUGUACUGACGUUCACCACAAUAUAUGAGAUAUAUGCUAUACGACACAACAAAAAGGGAGGUACGGCUCAUGAUCUCAUUGUGUCCUUUUCACUUAUUAAUAAUAUGAAAAAAAUACUUUCGACAAAGCAGAAUAAUAGCUUGGGACUGGAAUGCGUCACUGGAAUGAGGGCAUUGGCAAUGAUUUUUAUAGUAGCAGGUCACGCCUGUCUAUUUAUAGGGAGUGGCCCAGUCAUGGACGCCAAAGCUUGGGAUAGGUUAAUCCAGGAUCCAUUAAACUCGUUUAUGUUGAAUAAUGCACUUUUAGUGGACACUUUCCUCUUCCUUAGUGCUUUUCUCUUUAGCCGUUUAUUACUGAUCGAGUUGGAUAAACGCAGAGGCAGGCUAAAUUUUAUACCAAUAUUGAUCUUCCGAUAUAUAAGGGUUACACCGGCGUACUUAGUAGUCAUUCUGUUCUACAUGACAUGGCUAUCGAAAAUUGGCGAGGGUCCUCUCUGGGGUAACAAAAUACAAUUAGAGCAAGAACGGUGCAUGGAUACUUGGUGGGCCAAUAUAUUGUAUAUCAGUAAUUACGUGAUGACAGAUCGUAUGUGUAUGUUCCAGUCCUGGUACUUAUCAGUAGACACUCAAAUGUUCUUCGUGGCUCCCAUAUUCAUUUACAGUAUGUGGCACUGGAGAAGAUUUGGAUCUGCCUUAAUUGCGAUGGCAAUUAUAGUAUCUCUCGUUGUACCAUCAGCAAUCACAUACAAAGACCAUUUGGAUCCAACCAUUUUGUUUUAUGCGAAAGAAUUCACGGACUUCGACACAAACUUCUACUUCGUGGAAGCGUAUAUCAGAACACAUAUGAAGAUGACCCCUUACUUCAUGGGACUGCUCACUGGAUAUAUUCUCCACAGAAUACAAUCAGAAAAUUAUCAAUUCUCAAACCUCCUAAAGACUUUCGGCUGGAGUACCAGCGUAAUUUUGGGCACCGUGACCACCUUCUCCGUGAGCCUGUUCUACCAGGACUGGUACGAGUACAGCACAAUCGAAGCCGCGGCAUACAUAUCUUUACACAAAUUUGCAUGGAGCAUCGCUAAUGGCUGGCUUAUAAUUGCUUGCGCUACCGGAAAUGGAGGCGUUUUAGGAAAGCUUUUAGCGUGGAGAUUUUUAGUGCCAAUAUCAAAGUUAACAUUUUGCGCUUACCUAGUCAAUGGCGUCGUGGAGUUGUACUACGUGGGACAGUUGCGACAUCCUCUGCAUAUAACCUUCUUUACAAUAGCGGCGAAUGCAAUCUCCCAUUUGGUAUUAACAUUUUUCCUUGCCCUGAUUCUGUGUAUAAUGUUUGAGUCACCAUUACACGGCAUCGAGAAAAUACUGUUGCGGAGAUUUUCUCGUCCAGUCCUUAGUGACAACGCAACGAGGAAGACUGAAGACGAAUUCUCACGUAAUACUAGUCAGAGUAGGUUAGACACGUAG
Molecule: messenger RNA, 1926 nt
Organism: Pieris macdunnoughi
Lineage: Eukaryota; Metazoa; Arthropoda; Insecta; Lepidoptera; Pieridae
Source: the annotation of a GenBank genome assembly